Molecule: messenger RNA, 3000 nt
Organism: Pseudozyma flocculosa PF-1
Lineage: Eukaryota; Fungi; Basidiomycota; Ustilaginomycetes; Ustilaginales; Ustilaginaceae
Exons: 2
Coding region: 1-3000 (999 amino acids)
Source: RefSeq, a predicted model, not a curated record
AUGACCCAAGACCGUCCUUGUCGAUGCGGCUGCGGCCUGCCUCCAUCCAGCCCGAGCCGGCCAGGGCUGCUCGUCCUCACUCGGCCCACCAAUCACUGCAAACGGCGCACGCAUCUCCGUCCAACCGGCGACACCGAGGCACGCCGCCCGGGGCCAGAUUCCACCGGCGGCCGUCCGGCCGUCUCAUCGACCGCGGGCAUCGUCGCCGGCCCGCUGGAUCGCCUGCUUCAGCCGUCGGCGCCCGGUCCGAGCUCCAUAGCACUCGCCGCCGAACACCUCGAGGCCUCUUUUGCCACCUCGACCUGCCCCCUCCCUGCUGCUCGCCGCGGCAGCGACCAUGCGAUGCCUCGAUCUCGCCCGCCAAAUCUCAGCAUCCGGACCAGGGCCCUGCCUGCGGCGUCACUGCUCCUGCCCCUCUUCUGCUUCCUGCUUCUCUGCUUUGGGCCCAUCUCGCUCGUCUCUGCCGGUCCGUCUCCCAGCCCUGCACCCUCACCUGUCCCCGCGCCGACGCCGACACCGGCCCCAUCGCCGAUACCCGCUCGGCAUCUAGAUGACGAGCGGCUCAACCAGAUUCAUGCCGCCGAGAGCCCCGACCUGUCCUCGAUGCCGCACUGGGUCGACAUCAACGUCAGCCCGCCCCUCACCUGCCAGCCGAUGAACAUCACCUUCGACCCGCGCCGCGGCGCACCGCCAUUCCAGGUCAUGGUCACCAUCGAGGACUGGUGGCCGUAUACAGUCAGCUUGGGCGCCACCUACGACGCCAUCGACAAGCAGCUCUGGAUGUACCAGUUCGACGUGCCCACGUUCCGGGGCGCCACGACGCACCCCAACCUCAUCGUCACCAUCACCGACUCGACGGGCCUCAUGUCCAACUCGUCGGCCUUUAUGCAGGUCGCCGACGGGCCCGACACCAACUGCGCGUCCUACGGCGGCGGCACCGACUUUAUCUUUUACACGGAGCGCUCGCCUUCGCAGUGCUCCGACUUUGACAUCUUCUGGCGCGGCGCCUACGCCGAGCCGCUGUCGAUCAUCAUGCUGCCGGAGAGCACCGCGCCGCUCAACGUCCCUGUCACCAAUGCCUCGUCCGGCAAGCUGACGUGGCAGAUGGCGAUGCACGGCGGCUCGCGCUUCAUGAUGACCAUGGGCGACACGGGCCCCCACGGCAACGGAGGCGUCUCGAGGGUCAACAUCGUCGGGCUCAACGAGUAUGCCUCGGACAGCUGCCUCGGCAUGGCCUCGUCGUACGGGCGCGACCUGCUGGUGCCCGUAUCGACCAUCAGCUCGGCCACCGUCUUUCCCGAUGCCACAUCGACCCUGCGCUCCGUGCUGACCACCAACGGCCAGGUCAGCACCGUCACGAUCCGCGAGACGGUCAGGAACGGCCGCCGCGUCGAGAGCAACAGCUCUAGCCCAGCGGGGCUCGUCGGCGGUCUGGUGGCCAUCGGCGUCGCCAUCGGGCUGGGGUCGGCCUUUAUCAUCUGGUGCAUCUGCCGCCGGCGCGCGCGCAGGAGCGGCGUCAAGACGUGGGACCUCCCCAGUGACCCGUCGAUGCCGUUCAACAUCAACACGUCGAUGCCAAUCGCCCCGGGCCUGUUUGGCGGCGGCAAGAGGCGCGGGUCGGCCGGCCAGCACCAGCGCCAGCACCAGCACCAGCCACUCGACGGCGAAGACAACGGCGACUCGCUGCGGACGCCCCAGAGCCCGACUGGGUCCAACAUUUUCCGCGACCCGGCUCCGACCUCGGGCAGCCGGGGACAGGCCAACGGUGUCUCGCGGCGGGGCUCGCUGAGAAGCUGGACCUCGAACGCUUUUGAGUCAGUCGGCCUGCGGCCCGUGGGGGGAGGCGAUGGCCGCAACGGCUCGUCUGCCGACGCCUAUGCCCUUACGCAGACCUUUUCCAGUCCCUCGGCCUCUGCGGCCCAGAGCCGGUCGGGCACGCCCGCGUACGCCAACGAGGGCUUCCGUCCGCAGCUGCAGCUGCGCCGGGGCAGCAUGGGGCUUGGCAAUGACGGCUCUCCCGUCGAUGGCUCGGUCGGGCCGUUUUCAGCGUUCCGCGACGAUCCGUCGUCACCCGAGGGCGCAGACACGUGGAGGUCGGGCGGGGUGCGAUCGCAGUUUGGCUCCAACGGCGGCUCGCUGCCGAGCGAGGACGACAUUGCCAGCCCGCUGGAUCGAUCACCGUGGCCCAACCACCAGAGCUAUUCGCCGGGCGUGGCUGCGGGCGUCGCGCGCGAUGGAACGGUCAAGUCGGUGUCGGGACGCGUCGGCGCCGGCCGGACACACCGGUCCGACUUUGCCUCGGGCGAUGCUGGCGAUGGGUACGAGGACCUGAUCACGCCCGUCCGUGGCGUGUUUGGCGAAGGCGACGACUUCCUCCAGCAGCAGCAGCAGCACCGCCACCUCGGCCAGGGCACGGCCAACUCGCGCACGUGGCGCAGCUACCAGACGGCUUCGUCGGGCUCGUACUCGUCCGGCCGCUUCCAUCUUUCGAGCAAUCCCUUCGACGACAGCAACGACGUGUCGGUGCCGAUGCGCCGCGACGCCUCGUCGGCCUCGGCCUACCGGCGUGGCGACGGCAGCAGCGGCGGCAACAGCCGGACGGGCACCACGCGCAUCAUCCACCAUGCCGAUGCCGGGCUGUUGCUCGACGACACGGCCGACGGCGACGGCGAGGGAGAGUACCCGGAGCAGAUCAUGGAGCUGCCGCCGCAGUACGAGACGAUUACGCGCGUCUCGCCCUCGUCGCCCACGUCCCACCAGCAGCCGUCGCCGGCCCGCGGCUGGAUGCAGAGCGACUCGGGCACGUUUGCACCGGCCGCCGAUGGUGGGCGCGCGCAUCCGUCGGACGGCGUUGCCAGCGCCGCCAGCGCCCGCGCCGAUGGAACCUCGUCGGCCGCGGCACCGGCCUCGGUCCAGGAAGACGAGGACGAGGACGAGUUCUGGACCGGCCCGGCGGCGGCGCAUGCUCCCGCUGGCGUCAAUGGAGGCCGCGCGGCCUAA